Messenger RNA from Nothoprocta perdicaria, 1673 nucleotides. It is a transcript of the gene UGDH, whose product is annotated as UDP-glucose 6-dehydrogenase. Gene Ontology annotation, cellular component: cytosol; nucleus. Lineage: Eukaryota; Metazoa; Chordata; Aves; Tinamiformes; Tinamidae. Gene Ontology annotation, biological process: glycosaminoglycan biosynthetic process. The record is from RefSeq and is a predicted model, not a curated record. Gene Ontology annotation, molecular function: UDP-glucose 6-dehydrogenase activity; NAD binding. The transcript is spliced from 12 exons. The coding region runs from base 35 to 1519 and encodes 494 amino acids.
GCUCCGCGCCCUGAGCUCCGCCGCACCCGCCGACAUGUUCGAGAUCCGCAGGAUCUGCUGCAUCGGCGCGGGCUACGUGGGCGGCCCCACGUGCAGCGUCAUCGCGCAGAUGUGUCCCCACAUCCAGGUGACCGUGGUGGACGUGAACGAGGCGCGCGUCCGCGCCUGGAACUCCGACACGCUGCCCAUCUACGAGCCAGGGUUAAAAGAAGUGGUAGAAUCCUGUCGAGGAAGAAAUCUCUUCUUUUCUACCAAUAUUGAUGAUGCCAUUAGAGAAGCUGACCUUGUGUUUAUUUCUGUUAACACUCCGACAAAGACUUACGGCAUGGGAAAAGGCCGGGCAGCUGACCUGAAAUACAUCGAAGCGUGUGCUAGGAGGAUUGUGCAGAACUCAAAUGGCUAUAAGAUUGUUACCGAGAAGAGCACGGUUCCAGUGCGUGCCGCAGAGAGCAUCCGCCGCAUAUUCGAUGCCAAUACUAAGCCAGACUUGAAUCUGCAGGUGCUGUCUAAUCCAGAGUUCCUGGCAGAAGGGACAGCAAUCAAGGACCUGAAGAACCCCGACAGGGUGCUCAUUGGUGGAGAUGACUCUCCAGAGGGGCAGAAAGCAGUCCGGGCUCUCUGUGCUGUCUACGAGCACUGGGUGCCCAAAGAAAAAAUCCUCACAACCAAUACCUGGUCUUCGGAGCUUUCUAAACUGGCAGCUAAUGCUUUUCUCGCCCAGCGAAUCAGCAGCAUUAACUCAAUCAGUGCUCUGUGUGAAGCUACAGGAGCAGACGUUGAAGAAGUGGCGAGAGCUAUUGGAACAGACCAAAGAAUUGGGAAUAAGUUUCUCAAAGCCAGUGUUGGAUUUGGAGGUAGCUGUUUUCAGAAGGAUGUUCUGAAUUUAGUGUAUCUCUGUGAGGCGUUGAACUUACCUGAAGUAGCUCGCUAUUGGCAACAGGUAAUAGACAUGAAUGACUACCAGAGGAGGAGAUUUGCCUCUCGUAUUAUUGACAGCUUGUUCAAUACCGUCACUGAUAAGAAGAUUGCUAUUUUAGGGUUUGCAUUCAAAAAGGAUACUGGAGACACAAGGGAGUCUUCCAGUAUCUACAUUAGCAAGUAUUUAAUGGAUGAAGGAGCAAAACUCCAUAUCUAUGAUCCUAAAGUACCUAAGGAGCAAAUCAUGUUGGAUCUUUCACAUCCGGGCGUCUCAGAAGAUGACCAAGUGUCUCGACUGGUCACUAUAAGUAAAGAUCCAUAUGAAGCCUGUGAUGGAGCUCACGCCCUUGUUAUCUGCACUGAAUGGGACAUGUUUAAGGACCUGGACUAUGACCGUAUUCACAAGAAGAUGCUGAAACCAGCGUUUAUCUUCGAUGGCAGGAGAGUUCUGGACGAUCUUCAUAAUGAGCUGCAAGUCAUUGGUUUCCAGAUUGAAACAAUUGGGAAGAAGGUUUCAGCCAAGAGAAUACCUUUUGCUGCUUCUGGUGAAAUUCCCAAGUUCAGUCUGCAGGACCCUCCUGUAAAAAAACCCAGAGUGUAACUGUUAAGUACUGAAGGAAUUAUGUGAACCACAUUAGUGAUAUUAACUGUAAGCCUGUGCUUUUUUAAGGGAAGAUAUUUUUUCAUAAACUGAAAACCAUUUUUACACUAGAAAUGGUACCUGGUACAUGUGAAUUCAGUCUAAUUUCAAAUCU